UGGGAUUCCUGCUCAGGAGAAAUCCAUAUCUACUCUCAGAGUACGAACAAUCUUCAUGGAGUUCUUGUGACAUGAACAAGCUGGUAACACUCUUAUCCAGCCUCAUUUAUUCUCAUUUAGAGGGUCAAGGCUGUCCUCAGCAGGGAGGACCCCACUGGGCAAAUGGUAAAGUGGUUCCAGAAAACCACCGUCACUUCUGCCGUUACCUGCUCAGAGUUUUGCAGAAGCUAGAAUCUCACUUAGGCACAGUAGAUCUCACCCAGACUCACCAGCCCUUUGACUUCCUGGAUGCGGCCAGCCAAUUUCAGAAACUCCAGAAACUCUUGGAAACACACAUUCUUCCCCUGGAGCAAGAGCCAUCCAGGGAGGUGACCAGUUUCCCCAUCCUGAGCCCAGAAGAAAAGAAGAACCCCACCAUUAAUGGCCUACCCAGAUGCUUGACUCACAUCUGCUGGCUCCUCCUCGCAGUCACUAGCCUGGCUUCAGCCUUUUUUACAGCACUUUAUAGCUUGGAAUUGGACAAAGACCAAGCCACCAGCUGGGUUACUUCGAUUAUUUUAUCAGUACUUCAAAACGUCUUCAUCAGCCAGCCAGUGAAGGUGGUGUUCCUCACAGUCUUCCUCUCACUGGUGACGAGCAGGAUGCCAUGGCUUAACGGGGAGAAGGAACAACAGACGCGGAGGGCCUUGGCACUUUCGGCAAAGUGUUCUUCACCAGUACCUGGUUUGAAAGAUAGGAACAACCCCAUCUACCUAGCCCCAGCUGUGAGGAGUCCAACUAAGUGCCUAGAAAAAACCUUGAAAAAGAAGAAACUCUUCAAGAUGACUGGAGAUAUUCUGGUACAAAUCCUCUUCCUUAUCCUGUUGAUGACUACCGUCUACUCUGCAAAGAACUCCAAUAGAUUUUACCUCCAUCAGACUAUCAAGAAGAGCUUUUCCCACCAUUUUUCGGAAAUCAAACUGCUUGAGGACUUUUACCCCUGGGCCCACCGCACCCUCCUUCCUAACCUGUAUGGGGGUUACAGAGGAUUUAUUACUGACGGGAACUCCUUUCUUCUGGGCAAUGUUCUGCUUCGUCAGAUUCGCAUUCCCAGUGCCACACUCUUCCCAGCUAGAGUAUUUCCCCAAGAACAAGUGAGGCCAUCUCACCAACAUCAGGAGGAUACAGAGAACUAUGGGAUGAACUGGGGGCCCCCCAGCGCAAACGUCACAGAACCAGAUAGCAUUUGGCAUUACCAGAAGCAGGAGACCCUGGGUGGUUAUCCCAUCCAAGGGGAGUUUGCCACUUACUCAGGAGGAGGAUAUGUUGUGAAACUUGGAAGAAACUCCAGUACUGCAACCAGAGUUCUGCGGCAUCUUGAACAGAGGCACUGGCUGGACCAAUGCACAAAAUGCCUCUUCGUGGAAUUUGUGGUCUUCAACGCUAAUGUGAACCUGUUCUGUGUUGUGACCUUGAUUUUGGAGUCCAGCGAUGUGGGUGCUUUCUUCACAUCUGUAAGACUGGACAGUUUAACUUCCCUUCAGACAUCAAAGAAGGGCUUUGCCAGGUCUGUCGCCUCACAAGUCAUCUAUUAUCUACUAGUCUGUUACUAUGCCUUCAUACAGGUUCGGCGGCUGAAACGGCAGAGCUGGAGGUUCUUGAGUAGGAAGAGAAACAUUCUGGACACGAGCAUAAUCCUCAUUAGCUUCAUCAUCUUGGGGCUUGACACAAAGAGCAUUUCUCUCUAUAAGAAAAACAUGGCACAAUACCGCCAGGACCAGGACAGGUUCAUCAGCUUCUAUGAGGCCAUAAGAGCCAACUCUGCUGCCAUUCACCUGGCAGGCUUCCUACUUCUCCUGGCAACUAUUCAAUUGUGGAGUCUGCUGCAUCGUGACCCCAGGCUGCAGGUCAUCGGCAGGACACUGAGCAAAACCUGGGAUGAGGUGGUGGGCUUCCUGCUGAUCAUCUUGAUCCUGCUCACUGGCUAUGCCACUGCUUUUAACCUGCUGUUUGGAUGGAGCAUCUCCGACUACCAGACUUUUGUCAGUUCAGCUAUGACUGUUGUUGGUCUUAUGAUCGGAAUUGCUCACCACAAUGAGGUUAUGGCUUUAGACCCAGUCCUGGGCUCCUUUCUGAUCUUCACCAGUGCCAUCGUGAUAGUGCUUGUGAUAAUUAAUCUUUUUGUUUCUGUCAUUCUAAUGGCCUUUAGAAAAGAAAGAAAGUCCCCUAAGAAAGAAGCCACACUGGUAGAUACUCUGCUACAGAAGCUCUCAGAUUUGCUAGGAAUCCAGCGACACCAGGCCACCUCAUCUAAGCAAGCAGCCGCUUUCCAGCUCACUACCCAAGAGUCUUGAGUACUUCUAUUAAGGCAGCUGGAAGCCCACGAAG
This is a messenger RNA of Otolemur garnettii (small-eared galago), 2367 nucleotides long. RefSeq names its product polycystin 1 like 3, transient receptor potential channel interacting (gene PKD1L3). The record is from RefSeq and is a predicted model, not a curated record. Bases 72 to 2333 code for a protein of 753 amino acids. The transcript is spliced from 15 exons. Gene Ontology annotation, biological process: detection of mechanical stimulus. Lineage: Eukaryota; Metazoa; Chordata; Mammalia; Primates; Galagidae. Gene Ontology annotation, molecular function: calcium ion binding; calcium channel activity. Gene Ontology annotation, cellular component: membrane.